Messenger RNA from Anarrhichthys ocellatus (wolf-eel), 1990 nucleotides. It is a transcript of the gene gls2b, whose product is annotated as glutaminase 2b (liver, mitochondrial). The record is from RefSeq and is a predicted model, not a curated record. The transcript has 18 exons. Gene Ontology annotation, biological process: L-glutamine catabolic process. Gene Ontology annotation, molecular function: protein binding; glutaminase activity. Bases 122 to 1921 code for a protein of 599 amino acids. Lineage: Eukaryota; Metazoa; Chordata; Actinopteri; Perciformes; Anarhichadidae.
AUGAAAGUCAGUGACCUGACAGGAGCCGCUUGAAAACUGCUCUUAACUACCAGCGGUCAGUGUUACCUGCUGUAUCGGUUAGCCGUUAAACCGAGCUGUCAAAGCGGCUCUGUGGGGAGCCAUGCACUGCCUGAGAGCGCUGCGUCUGUCCAGCUCCGUACAACUGAUCGUCAAACACACAGAUGCGGCCAAGAAGGUUUUCAUCAUCCAGCCAGCAUGUUGCCUGACAAACAACUCAACAACGACGGCCCAGAAACCACCGCCUACACACUUGGAUCACUUCCAUCUCAAAACGAACGUUCAUUCAAAGUCCCCCAGCUUGGGAGUGGAAGACCUGCUUUUCUACACCAUCACAGAGGGAAAAGAACAAGUCCCUGUUUCAUACUUUACCUUAGCCCUGAAGAAAACCGGCCUUCACCCAUCAGACCCUCGUCUGAAGGACUGCAUGGAGGAGCUUCGACAGGUUGAGAAGGACUCUGUUGGUGAGGUGAUGAUGGACAGAGACCUUUUCCACAGGUGUGUCGGUGGAAACAUCGUCCUGCUGAUCCAGGCCUUCAGAAAGAAAUUUAUCAUCCCGGAGUUUGACGUGUUUGCUCAAAGAAUAAAUAAAAUCUACAACAGAGUUCAAAGCCAAAGUGAUGGGAGGGUGGCAGACUACAUCCCCCAACUCGCUAAGUUUAGUCCAGAACUGUGGGGUGUGUCUUUGUGUACGGUGGAUGGACAGAGGCACUCAGUAGGCGACACCAAGCUGCCGUUCUGCCUGCAGUCCUGUGUGAAGCCCCUGCAGUACGCCAUCGCCGUCCAUGAGAUGGGGACAGAGAGGGUUCACCGUUACGUCGGUAUGGAGCCCAGUGGACUCAAGUUCAACAUGCUCUCACUUGAUGAUGAAGAUAAGCCCCACAACCCCAUGGUGAACGCUGGAGCCAUUGUGAUCAGCUCUCUUAUCGAGCCUCGUUCAAAUAAGGCAGAGAAGUUUGACUAUGUCAUGGAGUUUGUGAAAAAGAUGGCCGGCCAGGAGUAUGUGGGAUUCAGCAAUGCCAUGUUCCAGUCAGAAAAAGAAACAGGCAACAGAAAUUUUGCCAUCGGAUACUACAUGAAAGAGAAGAAGUGUUUUCCGCCGGGAGCAGAUAUGAUCGAUUCCCUGGACUUCUACUUCCAGCUUUGCUCCAUCGAGGUGACCUGUGAAUCAGGAAGCAUCAUGGCUGCCACUCUGGCCAACGGAGGUAUCUGUCCAAUCACGGGCGAGCGUGUCCUGAGUGCCGAGGCAGUGCGAAACACUUUGAGUCUCAUGCACUCAUGUGGCAUGUAUGACUUCUCUGGCCAGAUGGCUUUUCAUGUGGGCUUGCCGGCAAAAUCCGGGGUGUCCGGUGCCAUACUGCUGGUGAUCCCCAACGUCAUGGGAGUGAUGUGUUGGUCUCCUCCUCUGGACAGAGUUGGAAACAGCGUCCGGGGAAUUCACUUCUGUCAGGAGCUCGUUUCGCUCUUCAAUUUCCACAAUUAUGACAACCUGAGGCACUUUGUAAAGAAGCAGGAUCCUCGCAGACCGGACGGAGAUGACAGGAACAAGUCUAUUUUUAAUUUGAUGUUCGCCUCCUACAGUGGGGAUGUGUCUGCCAUGAGAAGGUUUGCUCUCUCAUCCAUGGACAUGGACCUGAAAGACUAUGAUUCUCGAACAGCGCUACAUAUCUCUGCAGCAGAGGGUCAUAUAGAUGUGGUGAAGUUCCUUACUGAAAUCUGCAAAGUUGAUCCAUUUGUAGAAGACAGGUGGGGUAACCUGCCAAUCGAUGACGCCAUGCAGUUCGGACACGAAGAGGUGGUGAAGGUGCUGAAAGAAUACCAGCAGGUCUGCAGGCAACAGGAGGCGCAGCACACUAAGGCUGAGCGUUCCCCGACGCUGGACACCAUCGAGGGCAUGGUGUGACGUAUUCCAGGGUUCGUACGGUCAUGGAAAACCUGGAAAAGUCAUGGAAUUUUAAAAUGGUUAUUUCCA